AUGGCUGGUGUUGAGGAAUCCAGAAUGGAGCUUGAGCUAUGCCCCCUUUUCCCCUAUUCAACCCUACUUUCGUCUGUGCUUUUGAAAAUUGAGAGUGAUGCUUACAUUCAUGCCCAGGUUUUCUUUCAUGAUGGUCUCUCCAAAUUUUUUGCAAGAAUUAAAACCAUGGAGAUUCGUAAGCAAGUUAUUUCAAUGUUAAGGAAGCUUUCAAGUGGUCAGCCUCCUACAGGGAGAGAUUUUACUUCCAUGAAUGGGGUUUCUUCUCAACCGUUGGAGCAAUAUAAGAUGGAUGGAUCACUCUACCUUGUCUGGACUGUAGACAUUCUAGAGGAAAAUUCAUGCAUUUUCCAGGUUCUGAAGGUUUGGGAUGUUUUACCUCUGUCUGAGAUACCAAAUUUAGCGAAGAUUGUUGACAUCUUCUAUGGCAAAUAUACAGCAGAUCAGAUCAACCGAUGCAAGCUAAGAUGCACUGAAGGGAAUUUGCAGGUUCCGAUGACCUGGCCUGUUCAAUCAAAUGAACUCUCGAAAGAUGAAUCUGUGGAGCUAUUGUCUAUCCAGUUUGCUUCAAAACUUAUCCUGUUUGCUCUUUGGCAAGGAGAUGAAAUCCUUGCUUCAGCCCUAGAAGCUAACCAGAGAGGUGAAACGAUGGAGAAGACGGAAGCAAAAACUGGAGAAGAAGUUGCUGGUAGAAGCUUAGUAGAUUUCGUGUUCUCUUGGUCUAUCAGGGAUUUACUUGACAGAGAUCUUUACAGAAACCAGGUGGAGAAGAUACCAGAGACAUUCAUGUCAAGGACACAUUACAUGAAGUCAUUCAUUCCAGCGUUAAUCGAGGAAACUCGUGCGGACUUAUGCUCAAACAUGGCAAUGGUCUCCCAAGCACCAAUAAGAGAGAUCGUUUCAAUAAUAAAAUCAACAGAGUAUAAACCUCCGAAAGACUUGUUUUAUAAGAUCUGGUUGGAAAGAAUGAGAAACAAUAGGAACGGGAAAGGAAUAUAUAAGCCUGAGGUUGGAGAUCUCCUUGCUUUGACAGAUGUAAGACCGAAAGACAUUGAUGAUUUAAACAGGCCUGGGAUAAACUAUCUUCUUGCUUAUGUUCAUAGGCUAUCGAAUGGGCUAGAUGACGAUGAAGAUAAUGACAAGAAUCAUGAAAUGUUGUCAAUUCUCACAUCCAAGCCCAUUGAAUUUGAAUUAGAAGACAAACAAAAUAAAAAGGAGUCUGUCAUUGCUGGACGAGGAAUGCGAACGAACAAGAGAGCCAAUGUAUUCGUAGUUUAUCUAGCGAACGUUAUGACAAAUAUUCGUAUAUGGAGAUCACUAAACUCAGAUCUUGAAGGGGGGAACAUGAACAUCAUCGAGAAUGUGCUUCAGACUAAUUCAGCUGUAAGCAGGGAUGGCCAGGACUGUGCUCACUGCUUAUCUGAAGGGAAUAGAAGUGCUACACUUUAUGGUGUGGAAGAAACCAUAAUCAGCUCUUCCAAUUUAAAUGUCUCACAGGAAGAUGCAAUUGCAAGCUGCAUUGGUCUAAGUGCAUGCCAACAUCAGAGUACUGUCAAACUAAUUUGGGGUCCUCCGGGGACGGGGAAAACAAAGACGGUUGGUUCAUUAUUGCAUUGUCUACUUAAAUUGAAGUGCAGGACACUUACAUGUGCUCCAACCAAUAUUGCUGUGCUGGAAGUGACGUCGAGACUCCUAAGCCUAGUUACCGACUCUCUUGAAUAUGACACUUACGGACUUGGGGAUAUAAUUCUAUUUGGGAACGGGAAUCGAAUGAAGAUCUCUGAGAAAGCUGAUCUUGAAGAUAUAUUUCUUGACCAUCGCGUUGAAGUACUUGAUUAUUGCUUUGCCCCGUCGACCGGGUGGAAGCACACUGUAGACUCAUUGAUAAAUUUGCUUGAAGAUCCAGAGCAGCAGUACAGUCAGUAUUUGGAAAUUAUGAAAGAAGAGAACGAGGAGGGGAAGUGUCAGGAUGAUGGAAUGCUUGAAAUUGAAGAGAUGAGCAGAACCAAAGAGAAAGAUGAAGAGGUCAGUGAUCAAAAUCACAAGGGCCGGAACAGGAGGAAUGCUCUGAAGAAAGUUCUUUUGCAGGCCUUGAAAGACAACAAGAAAACUGAAAAACAGAAACGAAUGUUUUCUUCUUAUCCAGAGAAGCUUCAAAAGUGUGAGGGAAAGGGAGAUAAAGUUGGCAAGGAAAACAAGGAAGAUAUACUCCCGUUCGAGGAAUUCAUAAAGAAAAGGUUCAAAAUCCUUUGUGAGAAGCUGGACUUUUUAAUCGUAGGUUUAUAUACGCACUUGCCAACAUCUAUCAUUUCAUUAGAAGUAGUGAAGAACAUGAUUAGAGCUCUUGAUUCGCUCAGCUGCCUAAAACGCUUGUUGAAUGGUGUUACCGUUGGAGAUGAAGGUUUAAAGCAAGUCCUCAAUGAUUUUGAAGAUGAAGGAAGCAGUGUUUGUAAAUUUUCAUGGUUGGCCACUAGAAGAAAGGAAAGCAUUCUGAUACUGAAUUCACUUCCUCGGAAAUUUGAAGUUCCAAAUUUUUUUGAAAGUUAUGAAAUCAGAAAUUUUUGCUUGAAAAAUGCAUGUCUGGUUUUCUGCACUGCUUCAAGCUCUGCCAAGUUGCACACAGAAGGAAUGACACAGAUACAAUUGUUGGUUAUUGAUGAAGCUGCCCAGCUUAAAGAAUGUGAAUCCACCAUUCCAUUGCAACUUUCUCAUCUUCGCCAUGCUGUUCUUAUAGGCGACGAGCGCCAACUUCCUGCCAUGGUUCAAAGCAAGAUUUCCGAGGAAGCCGAAUUCGGGAGGAGUUUGUUUGAGAGAUUGGUCAUACUGGAUCACAAGAAACACCUUCUGGAUAUGCAAUAUAGGAUGCAUCCAUCUAUAAGCUUAUUCCCAAAUAAAGAGUUCUAUGAUGGGCUAAUUCAGAAUGCUCCAAAUGUCAAUGGAAGAAACUAUCAGAAACAAUUCCUUCAAGGAAAUAUGUAUGGCCCUUACUCAUUUAUUAAUGUAGUCAGCGGGAACGAGCAAUUCAAUAACGGCAAGAGCAAGAAAAAUUUGGUUGAGGUUGCUGCAGUUUCAGAGAUAGUUGCAAGCCUUUUUAAAGAAUUUAAGAGGGCAAGAAAGAGAAUGAGCGUAGGAGUAAUAUCACCAUACAACGCUCAAGUGUACGCAAUUCAAGAAAAAAUUGGAUCAACUUACAGUGCAUAUAGCGACUUUGCUGUAAAUGUCCGGUCAAUCGAUGGAUUUCAAGGUGGCGAGGAGGAUAUUAUAAUUAUCUCUACAGUCAGAUGUAAUGCAAAUGGAUCAGUGGGUUUUCUUUCCAAUCGCAAAAGAGCUAAUGUGGCUUUGACCCGUGCAAGGUAUUGCCUGUGGAUAUUGGGAAAUGGAGCAACUCUUGUCAACAGUUACUCUAUUUGGAAUAGAUUAGUUGCUGACGCUAAGGAACGGGGGUGUUUCUAUAAUGCCGAUGAGGAUAAAAGCUUGUCCAAGGCUAUAAUGGAUGCCUUGUUAGAGUUGGACCAACUUGAUGCUGUGUUGAAUGUGAAUUCUCCACUGUUCAGAAAUGCAAGAUGGAAGUUUUGCUUCUGUGAGGAUUUUCGGAAAUCCGUUUUGAGAGUGGGAAAUGAGGUUCGUCAGGAAGUGAUUUGUUUGUUGGCAAAGCUUUCAAGUGGCUGGCGUCAGUCUCCCAAUGACGGAAACAUCAUCGUCCGAAAAGGAACUUCUUCUGAACUGUUAGAACAAUACAAAGUCAAUGACGAGCUCAAUCUCAUUUGGACAGUGGACAUCAUCAAGGAAAACUCAAACCACACUCAAAUUCUCAAGGUGUGGGAUAUUUUACCAUUACAUGAUUUACCAAAACUAGCAAGGCGUCUCGAUGCUGUCUUUGGGAAUUAUACGGUGGAUAAGAUGAAUCGCUGCAAACACAAAUGUAUCGAAGGAAAUUUGGUUGUUCCCAUGAGAUGGUCAAUGGGUUUCGGUGAUGCUGCCGAGAGUAAUAAUCCUGAAGCCGAUCCUGCACAACUUCUGUCACAACCAUUCGCUUCACUUGUUAUCAGGGAUGAAUCAGAAGCUCCAGCAACAACUAACAGCCCUGGAGGUCCAGGAAUUAUGGAUUUAGCAGUGCAGGAAGGGGAUCAAAGCCUAGGUGGUGAAGGGCAAGUAAGAAUUAAUGUGAUUGGUCUACAAGUUCUUGGUCGGAAGUUGCAGCUAACGGUCGGUCGAGUUGAAGAGGCAAUAGCGUUUUUUGAAGAGAUGCUUAGAGUAAAGGUUACGCCUAAUGUGAGGACAAUGCGUAGUAUCCUUCUGAGAAGGCUGAAUUUGGAAGAAAGAGGUGAAACGAUGGAGAAAGAGACGGUAGCAAAAACCGAAGCAGAAGUUGCGGGUAGAAGCUUAGUAGAUUUUGUGUUCACUUGGUCUAUCAGGGAUGUACUUCGCAAAGAUCUUUACAAAAAUCAGGUGGAGAAGAUACCACAGACAUUCAUGUCAAGGACACAUUACAUGAAGUCAUUCAUUCCAGCGUUAAUCGAGGAAACUCGUGCGGACUUAUGCUCAAACAUGGCAAUGGUCUCCCAAGCACCAAUAAGAGAGAUCUUUUCAAUAGAAAAAUCAAAAGAGUAUAAUCCUCCGAAAGACUUGUUUUAUAAGAUCUGGUUGAAAAGAAUGAGAAACAAUUGGAAUGGGAAAGGAAUAUACGAGCCUGAGGUUGGAGAUCUCCUUGCUUUGACAGAUGUAAGACCGAAAGACAUUGAUGAUUUGAACAGGCCUGAGAUAAACUAUCUUCUUGCUUAUGUUCAUAGGCUAUCGAAUGGCCUAGAUGAUGAUGAAGAUGAUGACGAGAAUCAUGAAAUGUUGUCAAUUCUCACAUCCAAAUCCAUUGAAUUUGAAUUAGAAGACAAACAAAAUAAAAAGGAGUCUGUCAUUGCUGGACAAGGAAUGCAAAAGAACAAAAAAGCCAAUGUAUUCGUCGUUUACCUUGCGAACAUGACGACAAAUAUUCGCGUGUGGAGAUCAUUGAACUCAGAGCUUGAGGGAGGAAACAUGAACAUCAUUCAGAAUUUGCUUCGAACUAAUUCAGCUGUAAGAAGGGAUGGCCAGGACUGUGCUCACUGCUUAUCUGAAGGGAAUAGAAGUGCUACACUUUAUGGUGUGGAAGAAACCAUAAUCAGCUCUUCCAAUUUAAAUGUCUCACAGGAAGAUGCAAUUGCAAGCUGCAUUGGUCUGAGUGCAUGCCAACAUCGAAGUACUGUCAAACUAAUUUGGGGUCCUCCGGGGACGGGUAAAACGAAGACGGUUGGUUUAUUAUUGCAUUGUCUACUUAAAUUGAAGUGCAGGACACUUACAUGUGCUCCAACCAAUAUUGCUGUGUUGGAAGUGACGUCGAGACUCCUAAGCCUAGUUACAGACUCUCUUGAAUAUGACACUUAUGGACUGGGGGAUAUAAUUCUAUCUGGGAACAGGAAGCGAAUGAAGAUCUCUGAGAAAGCUGAUCUUGAAGAUAUAUUUCUUGACCAUCGCGUUGAAGUACUAUAUCAUUGCUUUGCCCCAUCGACUGGGUGGAAGCACACCGUAGACUCAUUGAUAAAUUUGCUUGAAGAUCCUGAGCAGCAGUACAGUCAGUACUUGCAAAUUGUGAAAAAAGAGAACGAGGAGGGGAAGUAUCAGGAUGAUGGAAUGCUUGAAACUGAAGAGAUGAACAGAAGCAAAGAGAAAGAUGAAGAGGUCAGUGAUCAAAAUCACAAGGGCAUGAGCAGAAGGAAAGCUCUGAAGAAAGUUCUUUUGCAGGCCUUGAAAGACAACAAGAAAACUGAAAAACAGAAACGAAUGUUUUCUUCUUAUCAAGAGAAGCUUCAAAAGCGUGAGGGAAAGGCAGAUAAAGAUGGCAAGGAAAACAAGGAAGAUAUACUCCCGUUUGAAGAAUUCGUAAAGAAAAGGUUCGAAAUCCUUUAUGAGAAGCUGGAAUUUUUAAUUGUAGGUUUAUAUACACACUUGCCAACAUCUUUCAUUUCAUUAGAAGUAGUGAAGAACAUGAUUAGAGCUCUUGAUUCGCUCAGUUGCCUAAAACGCUUGUUGAAUGGUGUUACUGUUGGAGAUGAAGGUUUAAAGCAAGUCCUCAAUGAUUUUGAAGAUGAAGGAAGCAGUGUUUUUAAAUUUUCAUGGUUGGCCACUAGAAGAAAGGAAAGCAUUGUGAUACUGAAUUCACUUCCUCGAAAAUUUGAAGUUCCAAAUUUUUUUGAAAGUUAUGAAAUCAGAAAUUUUUGCUUGAAAAAUGCAUGUCUGGUUUUCUGCACUGCUUCAAGCUCUGCCAAGUUGCACACAGAAGGAAUGACACCGAUACAAUUGUUGGUUAUUGAUGAAGCUGCCCAGCUUAAAGAAUGUGAAUCGACCAUUCCAUUGCAACUUUCUGGUCUUCGCCAUGCUGUUCUCAUAGGCGACGAGCGCCAACUUCCUGCCAUGGUUCAAAGCAAGAUUUCCGAGGAAGCCGAAUUCGGGAGGAGUUUGUUUGAGAGAUUGGUCAUACUGGGUCACAAGAAACACCUUCUGGAUAUGCAGUAUAGGAUGCAUCCAUCUAUAAGCUUAUUCCCAAAUAAAGUGUUCUAUGAUGGGCUAAUACAGGAUGCUCCAAAUGUCAAAGAAAGAAACUAUAAGAAACAAUUCCUUCAAGGAAAUAUGUAUGGCCCUUACUCAUUUAUUAAUGUAGCCAGUGGGAAAGAGCAAUUGAACAACGGGAGGAGCAUGAAAAAUUUGGUUGAGGUUGCUGUAGUUUCAGAGAUAGUUGCAAGCCUUUUUAAAGAAUUUAAGAGGGCAAGAAAGAAAAUGAGCGUAGGAGUAAUAUCACCAUACAACGCUCAAGUGUACGCAAUUCAAGAAAAAAUUGGAACGACUUACAGUGCAUAUAGCGACUUUGCUGUAAAUGUCCGGUCAGUCGAUGGAUUUCAAGGCGGCGAGGAGGAUGUUAUAAUUAUCUCUACAGUCAGAUGUAAUGCAAAUGGAUCAGUGGGUUUUCUUUCCAAUCGCAAAAGAGCAAAUGUGGCUUUGACCCGUGCAAGGUAUUGCCUGUGGAUAUUGGGAAAUGGAGCAACUCUUGUCAACAGUUACUCUAUUUGGAAUAAAUUAGUUGCUGACGCUAAGGAACGGGGGUGUUUCUAUAAUGCUGAUGAGGAUAAAAGCUUGUCAUUGGCUAUAAUGGAUGCCUUGUUAGAGUUGGACCAACUUGAUGCUGUGUUGAAUGUGAAUUCUCCACUGUUCAGAAAUGCAAGAUGGAAGUUUUGCUUCUGUGACGAUUUUCGGAAAUCCAUUUUGAGAGUGGGAAAUGAGGCUCGUCGGGAAGUGAUUUCUUUGUUGGCAAAGCUUUCAAGUGGCUGGCGUCAGUCUCCCAAUGACAGAAACAUCAUCGUCCGACAAGGAACUUCUUCUGAACUGUUAGAACAAUACAAAGUCAAUGACCAGCUCAAUAUCAUUUGGACAGUGGACAUCAUCACGGAAAACUCCAAGAACACUCAAAUUCUCAAGGUGUGGGAUAUUUUACCAUUACAUGAUUCACCAAAACUAGCAAGGCGUCUCGAUGCUGUCUUUGGGAAUUAUACCGUGGAUAAGAUGAAUCGCUGCAGACACAAAUGUAUAGAAGGGAAUUUGGUUGUUCCCAUGAGAUGGUCAAUGGGUUUCGGUGAUGAUGCCGAGAAUAAUAAUCCUGAAACCGAUCCUGCACAACUUCUGUCACAACCAUUCGCUUCACUUGUUAUCAGGGAUGAAUCAGAAGCUCCAGCAACAACUAGCAGCCCUGGAGGUCCAAGAAUUAUGGAUUUAGCAGUGCAGGAAGAUGAUCAAAGCCUAGCUGGUGAAGGGCAAGUUGGUCUCCAAGUUCCUGCUUGCAAAACCCUCCAAACUCCCAAACAAAUCCACUCCCAAAUCAUCAAAUCUGCCCUCCACAACACCCAUUUUGCACUUAACAAGCUCACCAAGUUUUGCGCUGUUUCUCCAUACGGCGACCUCCCUUACGCUAUCUCACUCUUCGAAACCAUUCAAAACCCCAAUCAUGUCCAUGCACAUGUGUUGAAGCUUGGACUUGAACGUAAUGCCUUUGUACAUACUUCGUUGAUUAACGUGUAUGCUCAAAAUGGUGAUUUGGUUGAUUCGAGAUUAGUGUUAGAAAAGUUAUAUGAGAGAUGCUGUUUCUUUCACAAAUUUGAUUACUGGGUAUGCUUCAAAGGUUUUUUGGAUGAUGCUCGAGAGCUGUUUGAUGAAAUUCCUGUUAGAGAUGUUGUGUCUUGGAAUGCUAUGAAUACUGGGUAUGCUCAGAGUGGUCGAGUUGAAGAGGCAAUAGCAUUUUUGAAGAGAUGCUUAGAGCAAAGGUUACACCUAAUGUGA
Messenger RNA from Dovyalis caffra, 8355 nucleotides. NCBI's taxonomy places the organism in Eukaryota, Viridiplantae, Streptophyta, Magnoliopsida, Malpighiales, Salicaceae. The record is from the annotation of a GenBank genome assembly.